AUGGAGACUCGGAUCCUUCCAGUCUCGAGCGCCGACCUUGGCCGCUUUGACAAUACACAAAAUCUUUACACAUGGCAUGUCAACGCCAACCAGGAUUCCCAAAGUUUAGCACACCUCUAUGAAGCAGCAGAGGCACUGCGAUUGAAGGAUAGCCCAGUCGGCUUCCCGACAGAAACCGUCUACGGCUUGGGUGCGGAUGCGACUCGGUCAGCUGCUGUCAAGGGCAUCUAUGCUGCCAAGGGACGCCCGUCGGACAAUCCUCUGAUCAUUCAUAUUGCAGAUCUUAGCAUGCUGCAGAGUGUUUUGUCCGGCGAACAUCAUGACAGCACGAGGAUACCAGAGCACCAAGAAGUCAAUCUUCUGCCUGAGAUAUACAAGCCCGUUAUUGAGCGUUUCUGGCCCGGCCCUUUGACGAUUCUGCUCAAGAACCCGACGCCAUCGGUUCUGGCGCCCGAAGUCACGGCCGGCUUGCCGACUUUUGGUGUCCGCAUGCCGGCGUCCGCGCUUGCCCGAUCUCUCAUCAAACUCGCAGGAGCACCUCUGGCUGCACCCUCCGCCAAUGCCUCCACCAAGCCGUCACCUACAACCGCGCAACACGUCUUGGAGGAUCUGGACGGUAGGAUCGAGCUGAUCCUCGAUGGAGGGCCGUGCAGCGUUGGCGUCGAGAGCACCGUGGUAGACGGCAUGUCCGACCCGCCCGUUGUCCUGCGUCCAGGUGGCGUCAGCAUUGAUGAGCUGCGGGCUUGUCCAGGCUGGGAGAAUGUGCAGAAGGCAUACAAGGACGCCGCCGAGAUUGGCAAGGAGGCACCGCGAGCCCCUGGUAUGAAGUACAAGCAUUAUAGCCCUAAGGCUAAGGUCGUUCUGUACGAGGCGUCUUUUACGAAUGGCAGGCGCGGUGUGCUUCCGGAAGACAUCGCCAACACGGAUCUUUCCGAGACUGUCGAAUUUGAGGUGAAGGAGAUCAAGGCUACAUCAGACACGACAGGCAACGGGUUGGACAGCACAUUAGACAUCAGCAUCGGCGAAGAUACCCGGAGCAUUGCUAAGGGACUGUUUUCAGCGUUACGGGAGCUUGAUAGACGGGGCGUGGACAUCAUUUUCGUGGAGGGAACAUUGGAUGACGAAGAUAUCGGUGCGGCCGUCAUGAACAGGUUGCGCAAAGCUGCUUCGCAAAUUAGAAGAUGA
This is a messenger RNA of Microdochium trichocladiopsis, 1185 nucleotides long. RefSeq names its product DHBP synthase RibB-like alpha/beta domain-containing protein. The record is from RefSeq and is a predicted model, not a curated record. NCBI's taxonomy places the organism in Eukaryota, Fungi, Ascomycota, Sordariomycetes, Xylariales, Microdochiaceae. Gene Ontology annotation, biological process: regulation of translational fidelity. Bases 1 to 1185 code for a protein of 394 amino acids. Gene Ontology annotation, cellular component: cytoplasm. Gene Ontology annotation, molecular function: tRNA binding; nucleotidyltransferase activity; double-stranded RNA binding. The transcript has 2 exons.